AGAUUUUCGACCAAUGACGCAUCGAAGGCUGCAAGCUCCAGGCUUGGCAACUCUCACACACGCACGCACCAACGGAUGCGUGAACCUCGCGUGCGUGUCAUCCAUUCACACCACUCCGCCGUUCCUCCUCCCGGCACUCGACGCUCAUCUGUUGUACUCUACUUGUACUGUAGGUGCUCCAAACUAAGGUGGGAGUACACAACCAUGAACCCAUAACCUCCUCCUAGCCCAAUUCCAUGCCCCUCACAACCCAUCUCCUCCGCGGCCUCCUCCGGUCGUCCCGGUCCAGGUUCACCACCAAAUCCACCCCCCCAUCCUCAUCGUCUCCCAAUCCCACCGCCACCGGCUCCUCCCCCAAUCAAACCCCGGGCACACAUGGCGCCAACCAACGCCCCGCCUGGCUAGGCCACCCCUUCCGCGUGGUGGUCAACACGAUCAAGUUCGUCGCCUUCGCCCACCUGCUGUGGGAAUACGGCAUCUCGAUGGCGCCCGCGUCCGGGCCGUCGAUGCUUCCCACCUUCGAGGUGCUCGGCGAGUGGCUGCUGGUGUCCAAGCUGCACCGGUUCGGCCGCGGCAUCUCCGUCGGCGACGUCGUGGCCUACAACAUCCCCAUCAACGAGGAGGUCGGCGUCAAGCGCGUGCUGGGCCUGCCGGGAGACUACGUGCUGAUGGAUACGCCCGGGGAUGGCGGCGCCGGGAGCGGGACCGGGGGAAGUAUGAUACAGGUUCCGCAGGGCCAUUGCUGGAUUGUUGGGGAUAACCUGGUUGCGUCGCGAGACUCGAGGUACUUUGGCCCUGUGCCUUUGGCUCUGAUCCGAGGAAAGGUCAUUGCCACGGUUCGGCCGUUCUCCGAGUUCAGGUGGAUUACCAAUCCAUUGCGGAAAAGCGAGAGCUCACCGGAACCAUAAAGGCUCGGGAGCAGGGUUCUGCUUCGCAUGCCACAAUUCGUCUUUGUGAGCAACUCCUCGCUUGAAGUGAAACCCUUGGCAAGGCUGAACUCGUUCGACUAGGGUUUGGUUAUGGGUAAGCGGGAAAAUG
Molecule: messenger RNA, 1038 nt
Organism: Thermothielavioides terrestris NRRL 8126
Lineage: Eukaryota; Fungi; Ascomycota; Sordariomycetes; Sordariales; Chaetomiaceae
Exons: 3
Coding region: 237-908 (223 amino acids)
Cellular component (GO): membrane; mitochondrial inner membrane peptidase complex
Molecular function (GO): serine-type endopeptidase activity
Source: RefSeq, a predicted model, not a curated record